AUGGCUCGCUUCACCGAUCUUCCCGUGGAGAUUUUAGAGCCAAUCUUUGCCCACGAUUUCGGGUAUGAGAACCCUCACCCAAUCUUGGCCACUUGUGCCCGGCUGAACAAAAGGUUCUAUGCCGUCGCUCGCCGGCUCCUAUACGGUGAUACACUUCAUAUGGGAUGGAGCCUUGGGAUGAGAGAGCGGCUUCUGACCCGGACAUUCUCUAAUAACCCCGAGCUUGCCGCCCUACCUCGCAGCGUUUCCAUAUACGCCGAGUUUGUGGAUGACGAGGAGCGCGACAUCUUCCAAUCGUUUUUAAGGAGUAUGCCGUUUCUCCAGAAGCUGAGGUCCUCUGCACUCCACCCUACAUCCGUUGCCGAUUUAAGCGUAUUGAAGAACUUGAGAGAGCUAGAGCUGGACACGAUUUACAUAGUAGGGCGGGAUGCCAAUGCAUACCCGUCUGGGAGAAGGGGACUCUAUACAAGGCUACCACCAAACAUAGAGAAGCUACGAAUAAUCUUCCCCGGUCAGCUCAGAGCAUUUGAGCCUGUCCCCAAGUUUCGUAAUUUCGAGGCGUCGCUGGAGCCCGCCGAAACAUUGCGUAAGCCCCAGGCAUUCAAACUCGAAAAUAUGAGGUGGCUCAUUGAGGUUGCCGAGGCCGCAUCGACGCUGUCAUGCCUAUCGCACGUAUAUGUGCAAGAGGACUGCAAGCUCGCUUUUCUCCAUGACAAUCCUGAUAAAGCUAUACCACUUGUUCCUCCGGGCCCGCUCGCUAAUGCGUUUAGGGCGAGUGGCAUUGACCUUGAGCUAUGGAUAAGAGACGCUGAUCUGUAG
Arthroderma uncinatum is the source of this 819-nucleotide messenger RNA. RefSeq lists its product as uncharacterized. Bases 1 to 819 code for a protein of 272 amino acids. The record is from RefSeq and is a predicted model, not a curated record. The transcript has 3 exons. NCBI's taxonomy places the organism in Eukaryota, Fungi, Ascomycota, Eurotiomycetes, Onygenales, Arthrodermataceae.